This is a messenger RNA of Danio rerio (zebrafish), 1882 nucleotides long. It is a transcript of the gene slc39a9, whose product is annotated as solute carrier family 39 member 9. Gene Ontology annotation, cellular component: plasma membrane; perinuclear region of cytoplasm; Golgi apparatus. Gene Ontology annotation, biological process: metal ion transport; G protein-coupled receptor signaling pathway; transmembrane transport. NCBI's taxonomy places the organism in Eukaryota, Metazoa, Chordata, Actinopteri, Cypriniformes, Danionidae. Gene Ontology annotation, molecular function: zinc ion transmembrane transporter activity; metal ion transmembrane transporter activity. The record is from RefSeq and is marked provisional.
ACUUCCCUCACACUGCCAACAUCACAAUCGGCUAGUUAGCGCUCAGUGUUUGGUCGAUGCUGCGGAAUAGGAAGAAAACCAGUUGAGUUUAUAGCGACAAAACUGUGUCGACUGCUUGGGAAUCAUGAUGCCCUUAAACGCGGCUUGAGGUUAAAAAAUCGGAAUGUGACGAGCCUUCGCGGAUCCGUUUAUUCAUGUUUAUUCGCAGCCUGGUUGUUACGAAUUUAGCCCUUGCUAAGCGUGACGAGAUUCUGUGUAUUUAAAGUUGAGCAACAGCGUUCAGAUAAUCGAUCAGGUCAAUGUACAAAGAGCCCACAAGCCGCCUUAACAGCGGAUGAGUUGUAGACGUUAUUGUUUAAUCACGCGAUCUCCGAGGAUACAUGUUUUUAUUUCGCUAGCUAACCAGCUAACACACCAAUCCAAGUUAGAAGGAUCUGCUGUCAUCAAAACGUCGACCGGUUGCACGGAGUUUGUUGUUAAACUCCUGCUGUCAUCUACAAACUGAGUCAGCGGUGGAAGCUCAGCAGAAAUGGACGACUUCAGCUCCAUCAGUCUGCUGUCUCUGUCGAUGCUGAUCGGCUGUUAUGUGGCUGGAACUAUUCCGUUGGCUGUAAACUUCUCUGAGGAGAAGCUGAAGUUGGUGACAGUGUUGGGAGCAGGGCUGUUGUGUGGCACUGCGCUGGCUGUCAUAAUACCAGAGGGAGUCCAUGCUCUCUAUGAGGAAAUGCUGGAAGGUGUGCACAACCAUGGCCAUGGGCAGGUGGAAGCAGAAGUUUCUGAGCAGAAGGUUGCAGAAGGAGUGGUGAGACCCAGCGGUGAACACGGCCACGGUCACGAGCAGCUCCACGCUUACAUUGGGAUUUCUCUGGUACUGGGCUUCGUCUUCAUGCUGCUGGUGGAUCAGAUUGGCAGCGCACACAUGCACAGCAGUGAUGAUCCAGAAGCAGCAAGGGCUGCUAGCUCUAAAAUCACCACUACACUCGGAUUGGUCGUCCAUGCUGCUGCUGAUGGUGUUGCUUUGGGAGCGGCUGCAUCCACGUCUCAGACCAGCGUCCAGCUUAUUGUGUUUGUGGCGAUUAUGUUGCAUAAGGCUCCUGCUGCAUUUGGACUCGUCUCUUUCCUCAUGCAUGCAGGUUUAGAAAGAAACCGUAUACGCAAACAUCUAUUAGUCUUUGCUCUGGCUGCCCCUGUUUUGGCUAUGGUCACCUACGUAGGACUCAGUCAGAGCAGUAAAGAGGCUCUCUCAGAUGUCAACGCCACCGGUGUGGCCAUGCUGUUCUCCGCCGGCACUUUUCUGUACGUGGCCACGGUUCACGUUCUUCCAGAAGUGGGUGGGAUGGGAGGCCACAGCCACUCGCCUGGGGGGAGCGCAGGGAAGGGACUCAGCAAACUGGAGGUCGGUGCUCUGGUUCUUGGAUGUCUGAUUCCUCUAGUUCUGUCCAUUGGUCACCAGCACUAGUGUUCUUUACUUGAAACAUCAUCAGAAGCAGGAAGCUUGAAAAGUGCGAAUGGAACUUUAAACAGCAUCGGCCAAACAACAACCUCACAGAAGCGGUUUGAAUCAUGUCGGUUUCUUCAGGUUGGUGGUUGGAGUGAACAUUGCAGGAACUUUGCAGUCAGAAACCGGAUUUUGAGAAGCACCACUGGACUUCUGGGAUGGACUGCCCUGACACUCCUGAAAAGCAUUGUGGGAUACCGAAUACCGUACACGAAUAAAUACAUCAUGCGUCCAAGUCUCUUUAUUUUUGCUUCCAUGGUGCUGGUUUAAAAAGAAUCAGUUGUGGUUUGGUUGUCAUGUAUACUUUAGAUUUGGUGUUCUGUUGAUCUUUAUAUGGAAAAUGUCCAUACAUUUACAAAGAUAUUAAAUUCAUGGGUCCAAGGU